This is a messenger RNA of Colletotrichum graminicola M1.001, 1146 nucleotides long. RefSeq lists its product as uncharacterized. Lineage: Eukaryota; Fungi; Ascomycota; Sordariomycetes; Glomerellales; Glomerellaceae. The record is from RefSeq and is a predicted model, not a curated record. The coding region runs from base 1 to 1146 and encodes 381 amino acids. The transcript has 2 exons.
AUGAGCCUAAGCGUCGCGUCUCCCGCCCUGCUUGCUCGCGUCCCAGAGUUCCCUGAACCUUCCACCGGCCUGUCGCAAGAGGUCCCGGGGACUCCCGACCUCGACGACGCGACCCUUGUCCAGCACCACGACGCGGUCAAAGUCGGCGACCGUGUCCAGGCGAUGGGCGAUGGCGAGGACGCUGUGGUCCUUGAACUCCUCGCGGAUGAGGUCCUCGACCGUCUUCUCGGUGUGGAUGUCAACACUGGUCUUUCAUUAGCACACUGCCGUCUUCCGAGAGAGGACCACACGCCCGACGUCCUUUCUCAGGAUGGCCCUGGCAAGGAAGAAGAGUUGUCUCUGUCCAUGGCUCAAUGCCUCUUCGUAGAACUCGGCGUCCAGCCCGCCAUUCUCGCGGAUCGUCUCCCAGAGCCCGAGGUGCGCGAGGGUCGACUCUAUGACGGCGUCGUCUCCGGCGACGACGCCGACGGGGUCAAGGUUCUGUCGCACCGUGCCGGAGAGUACGAACUGCUACUGGGUGAUGGCGAUGAGGGCCGACCGCAGGGGCAGCAGCGGGAGGGAGUGCAGAGACGCCCCGUCGAUCGAAAUGGUGCCGGAGGACAGCGGCAAGAGACGGAGGAGGGCGAGGAGGAGGGAGGACUUUCCGCUUCCCGUGCGGCCCACGAUGCCGAUCUUCUCGCCGGGGCGGAUGGAGAGAGAGACCCCGUCCAAGGCCUUCGUCGCGGCGGCUUGUUCGCCGUCGCUCUGGCCCGCCACGUCAUACGAGGCGGAAACGUCACGGAGCUCUAUGGCACCACUGCCAGGCCAGCCGUUCACAUCCGUCUCCGCCACCGGGCCACGUCCCUCAGGGGUGGUCGUCAUCAGUGCCGACCUCCUCAGGGCAUCGUCCUCGACCUCGUCCGUGGUCUCCUCGGAGAAGUUCUUGAUGCGCGCGACGGCACCGAUGGAUGUUUCGAGAGAGGUCCAGAACUGGAUCAGCAUCUUGAGAGUCUCGGUGAAGGAGAUAAGCCGAACGAGACGCCCGUGAGGCCGACAGACACCGUGGCGCGCAGGCGGACUGCGAGGCCGACGACCAGGAUGGCGAGGGCGGUAGUCGUGAGAUCGAGGACGAGGGUCAGCCAUUGCUGGGUAAGCAGGAGGAUGUAG